CAGGGAUGCAGCGAGGGCGCAGCGCAGCCUGAAAAAUGGCACCACCACGCGUCCUGUGGAUCUAUCCAUCCCUUUUCCUCCUGUCUUCCCCGCUUCUUCUUCUUUUUCACGCGUUGUCGCCGUGCCAAGCCUUACGGAAUUACCCGGAGAAUGAAGUUACGUUACUGGACUCCAUGUCCGCCUUGGCCGACCUGGGCUGGGAGGCUUACCCUAAUGAGGGGUGGGAGGAGAUCAGCGUGAUGGAUGAGAGGAACACCCCGAUGAGGACCUACCAGGUGUGUAAUGUCAUGGAGGCCAACCAGAACAACUGGCUGAGGACGCGUCACAUCAGCCGAGAAGGAGCGCAGCGCGUCCACAUCGAGAUCAAGUUCACCCUGAGGGACUGUAACAGCCUGCCGGGGGUCCCCGGGACCUGCAAGGAGACAUUCAACAUGUACUACUAUGAGUCCAACAACGCCAACCUGUGGUUCAUCAAGGAAAGCCAGUACGUCAAGAUCGAUACUAUUGCUGCAGAUGAGAGUUUUACACAGGUGGACGUUGGCGACCGCGUGAUGAAGCUUAACACGGAGGUGCGCGACAUCAGCAACCUCAGUAAAAAGGGUUUCUACCUGGCCUUCCAGGACCUGGGAGCCUGUAUCGCUCUGGUCUCAGUCAGAGUCUUCUACAAGAAGUGUCCCCUCACUGUGCUCAACUUGGCCCAGUUCCCUGACACAAUAACGGGCGGGGACACGGCGCUGGUGGAGGUCCACGGUGUGUGUGUGAAUGCCUCUGAGGAGUUUGAGGCGCCAAAGAUGUACUGCAGUGCAGACGGAGGCUGGCUGGUUCCUAUCGGGAGGUGUGUGUGCAAACCGGGCUUCGAGGAGAACAAGGACGUCUGCCAACCGUGCAGACCUGGUACCUACAAAGCUUCAGCCACAGAUGCCUACUGCACCAAAUGUCCUCCUCACAGCUCGUCGCCGCAGGAACAAGCCGUCGAGUGCAUUUGCGAGAAAGGUUUCCACCGCGCUGAGACCGACUCACGCUCCAUGGCGUGCACACGUCCCCCAUCUGCUCCAGAGAACCCCAUCUCCACGGUGAACGAGACCUGCGUCACCUUGGAGUGGUCGCCCCCCAGAGACACAGGAGGCCGAGGAGACAUCACCUACAGCCUUCACUGCAGGAAGUGCUCCGGUGACGGCAGGAAGUGCACGCCGUGUGGCAACAGUGUCCAUUUCGUCCCCAGACAGUUUGGUCUCUCGUCAGCCACCGUGCUGGUCACCGACCUGCAGCCGGACUCCAACUACAGCUUCACGCUUGAGAGCCAGAAUGGAGUGUCGGACUUAAGUCCCACACCAAGAGGAACGGUAGUCAUCAAUGUCACAACAUCACAGACAGUGAGCGUAGUGUUGAAGGAAAGGCGGAGCAAGGACAGUGUGACUUUGGCCUGGCAGGGUCCAGAGAGACCCAACGGAGCGAUAGUGGAGUAUGAGGUCAUCUACUAUGAGAAGAACCAGAGGGAGCAGAACUACACGGUCCUGAAGACUCGAUCCAACAUGAUGACAGUGGACGGGCUGAAGCCGGGGACCACCUACGUGUUCAGGGUCAGGGCUCGAACUGACGGGGGCUACGGGAGCUACGGCGGAGAGAUCGAAUUGGAAACCAGCCACGAAGAUGUUUUUGCUAUCGGGGACCCAAACCAGUCCACCAUCCUGGCUGUGUCUAUUGCCGGGGGAAUCGUUCUCCUCAUCUUCCUGGUGACUUGCUUCGUUGUCAGUGGAAGGCACUGUGGAUAUAUCAAAGCCAAGCAGGACCCUGAUGAAGAGAAGAUGCAGUUCCAACAUGGCCGAGUCAAGCUGCCCGGCAGCAGGACCUAUAUCCAUCCUCACACCUACGAAGACCCAAACCAGGCUGUCCGGGACUUUGCCAAAGAGAUCGAUGCUUCCAAUAUUCGCAUAGAGAGAGUUAUUGGAGCUGGAGAGUUUGGGGAGGUGUGCAGUGGUCGGCUGCGUGUUCAGGGAAAAAGGGAGAUCUACGUGGCCAUCAAGAGUCUGAAGGCGGGAUAUUCUGACAAACAGAGGAGGGACUUCCUGUCUGAGGCCUCCAUCAUGGGACAGUUCGACCAUCCGAACAUCAUCAGGCUGGAGGGCGUCGUCACAAGAUGUAAACCAGUGAUGAUCAUAACAGAGUUCAUGGAAAACGGAUCUCUGGACACUUUUCUCAAGAAACAUGACGGCCAGUUCACGGUGAUCCAGCUGGUCGGCAUGCUGCGUGGCAUCGCCUCAGGUAUGAAGUACCUGUCAGACAUGAGCUACGUUCACAGAGACCUGGCAGCUCGAAACAUCCUGGUCAACAGCAACCUGGUGUGUAAGGUGUCUGACUUUGGCCUGAGUCGAGUUCUGGAGGACGACCCGGAGGCUGCCUACACUACAAGGGGAGGUAAGAUCCCCAUCAGAUGGACGGCUCCAGAGGCCAUAGCUUACAGGAAGUUCACUUCAGCCAGUGAUGUGUGGAGUUACGGUAUCGUCAUGUGGGAGGUGAUUUCAUACGGAGAGAGACCCUACUGGGAGAUGUCCAACCAGGACGUGAUCAAAGCAAUAGAUGAGGGCUACCGUCUCCCCGCUCCUAUGGACUGUCCUGUGGUGUUGCACCAGCUCAUGUUGGACUGCUGGGAGAAGGGACGCAGCGACAGGCCAAAGUUUGGACAGAUUGUCACAAUCCUGGACAAGCUCAUCAGAAACCCAGCCAGCCUUAGAGAGCUGGCCAACAGCUCAGCAUGCAGGGAGGACCCGUCCACCCCAGAGUUCAGUGUGAGCACAGUGGAUGAGUGGUUGGAGGCCAUCAAGAUGGGCCAGUAUAAGGAGAACUUUUCCAGUGCUGGAUAUGUCAGCUUGGACUCAAUCCUCUACAUCAGUGUCAGUGAAUUGGCUAAGAUGGGGGUGAAUCUUGCCGGCCACCAGAAGAAGAUUUUGUCCAGCGUGCAGAGCCUGCAGACCCAGGGGACGCAUGUCCAAGUAUAACAGUUUCCACAUAAACACACAGUGAGACAGAGCCAAAAUGGAUGCUCCUGUGAAGAGUUUCCCCACUGAAAUGGAGUUGUUAUGGAUACUCUGUGCUCGAACCUCCAUUGAUCUUAAGACACACUGAGAUGGAGACAACAUUGACGCUUGACUCCUUCACCUUCUCGCAGUUUCACCAUUCUUCCCAUCCUCGAUGGGCACUACCGGCUUUCGCACUCAGAGUCCCAGCAACACAGCCACCAUUAUGGAGCAACAGAGAGACACACGUCCAACAACAAGGCCACAUCUAUAGCAUCCCAGACCAUUUCACAUCAUAUCAGCUCAACAAAAGAAAAAAAUAUUCUUAACAAAAGAAAUGACAAAAAAAACAAACAAAUUAGAAUAUAAUUAUCAUCACUGUCUGUGAGGUGUACAGUUGUUUUUUUACCGUCAUUUUGUUUUCAUUUUGAGUUUUCACCUUGAAGAGUUUAAAAAGGGUCAGACAUUAUGUAUAUGUGUAGAUAUAUGUUUAUAUGGGCUGUGUGUCCCACAACCGUAGAGAUGGACCUAACGUUUGUAUUGGUGGUGAGGUUUAUAUGGCUCAACCUUAAUGGGAGUUAUUACCUAGUACCUGUAUGGCCCCUUCCAUUGCUCUCUGUAUACAGAAAGCUAAUUAGCAAGCCAAGAUAAUGAAUGACAUGAAUGUGCGGGGUGAGGGGAAAAGAAAACUGGACCUUUAGAGAUAGAGAGGGAUGUAGAUUUUGCUAGCUCAUGUAGGAUCGGAGUAUGAUUCAUUUAAAUAGUGUAUUUGACCAGGACAAGGGCUUCCCUAGAGACUGCUCUCAGACACACUUCCAUAGCAACUACACACAGCUCCUUUGCUAGUCUGCGUGCACUAACUGAGUGCAAAGAAAUAGCAGAAAGCUGCAGUUAGCACAGAUACAUUUUUCUCUUCCAUGACUGACUGGCUAUUUCAAACAACAUUGUCCAUUCAGCUGUUACAGAAUGAUGUUGUUGGGAAUAUUUCAGCCCAAAAGUUUGCCUUCCCAUAUUUCAGGUGUUAAGAAAGUUAAAGUGUUUUGUGUAGAGCAAAGGUGAUGCCAAGGUCAUCAUAGAGUUGACACUGUUAAGAACGUGUACCUUGUUUUUCCAGUGUUGUGCCAUGUACAGUAACCUUUAAAAUGUUCAUCUGGGCAACAUACCUCCAUUCCUACUAUACUCUGUCCUUUCAUCAGUUCCUAUAGCUGGAUUGUAACAAAUGGCCAGUCACAGUAAUUACGGUGUUUUUUUUCAAAUAGUCUGCUUGUUGAAAAGGAGCUUUGGAAUGGACCUUUUUUUCAACAAGAUGAAAUAUACGCUGUGUUGAUUUUCAGGUGUGCCACCACGAGAGGGUAAGCUUUGCUUAAAAAAAAGAUAAUUUAUGUGUCUUGAACUUUCUCACUUUCUUGUUAUCAGUCAUGCUAACCUAUUUCAAGAUUCCCUAGUUUCAAACUUAUACUGAUAAGGUAAAUUUACAAAACAAUGUUUACAGCAAAAGGCAAAUAAAUUGAUUUGUUGGUUUUUCCUUAUCAGAGGGAAACUGCUGCUUAUCACAUCAAAUACAAGCUUAGAUAUGAUGGGGCCCUCUUUGUGUGCACUGCAUUAAUGGCACUGAACCUGCUUUAGUGUAUUCCCAAACCCAGUUUUAAUAUAUGUGGUACUCUAUAGGACCAACAGUGGCAUAAAGUACAGAAUAUAUGAUUGUAUCAUAGUGUAAAAUAUGUACAGUGUUGAUUUCCAAUGUUAGAAUGUUUGUAAUGAUAAUGAUGAUGAUGACUAUGAUGUAAUUUUAUUGUGAAAAAGAGAUUUCUGAAGUACUCGUUCAGGGGCGGGUCAUACAGGUGAAAAGUGAAGGGAGGUGAUUCGUUGGUCUGAAUAAAGGAAUGUAGCAUGGUGCAAAGCUUCAGCUUUGAAUGACAGGUGACAGUGACUGCAGUUUCUACCAUAGCGUUAGAAUGAGUAGAAUGGACUUUCCUUGUUGAUACACUGGCUUAAAUUGCAUACCUCCCUUAAACAGUAAUUACAUGCACUUUUUAAGCCUGUGUCCGCCUACAAAACUAGUAAAUCUGCUUGUUUGGGUAAGGUACCGGUGGAAAGAGGUAGGUUGAGAUAAGAGAUGUCCUCAUAUUAAAUAUCUUUCCAAAAGAAAAGUGCUAUAUAAAUGCAGUCCAUCCACUGACAUUACAAAUUGAACAUUCGCUGAAGCCCUCCUAAAGCAGGAAUUGUUCUAUCAUGGCUCAGAAACCAUAACUAGGCAUGGCAGACCUGUCAAGCUUUGCAUUUCUCCACAUGCUGAAGUGGUUUUGCAUGUAGCAAUAGUGUUUCUUGGCCUAAUACCAAUAUACAAUAGUAAAGGUGUAAGGAAAGGAUUAAACAGUGUGUUUGUCUGUUCUAAUGUAAACUGCAAUUGUUAGCAUGUUGGGCUAACCAGCUAACCAUCUACAAUAGUAAUAGAGCAGCACUUCUAAGGCCAAGGUACACAUCAUUAACUUGGUAUAAUUUAUUUUUUAGGGUUAAAGGUUACGGAAACAAAAGCUCAGUUUACAUCUAGUUCAUUCCCUGUGUUGUGUUUCUCCACUGAGGUAAAGCUAGUCUCGGAUGCUAUCAGAGUUUAAGCUAACAUUAUCUAUUGUCCUACUCUUUAUUGGAUUUAGUUUAAGUUCACACCCUAGCAAUCCCAGCCAACAUUAUGUGAUAUACCAUUAUGUUUGCCAAAAACAUUGGUUCUCUGGUACUGGUAAAAAUGUUUUUUAAAUUUGAAAAGCGAGCUGGGAACAUUUUCAGCCAACUCAUGGACUCAAAUGGAGCUAAAGUUAGCCUAACUAGUUUAGCUAUCUAACUACAGCAACUAAUGCAGCCAGAAAAAAAUAUAUUCAGUGAGUAACUGCUUUUGUCAAAAAGGAUCCAGCAUUUUUUUUUUAAAUGUGAAUUUUCAUUGUAUACCUUAUUAUGUGCCAAUUUAGAACAGUGGCAGGCUGGAGGGGGCAGCCAAGUGAAAAAUUAAACCACUAUAAGGCUAUAAAUCAAUGAUUUUGCUGGCAACACAUUUUAGUGUGGCAUGUUGGUGUGAUCAAGGCCUCAGUCUUUCUUAUUAUAAACUUUAUAAUGUGUCAUUUUAGAUUGGAAAGCUUGACAGGCAUGGCAAUAGCAACUAAGGGGCAAAAGCUGUCAGUCGGACUCGGACUGGAGUGGGCAGCAGAAUGAAAAUUUCAAUCACUAUAAGGCUUUUUACUUGUGCUUUCCCGCCCUCUUGUUCCAGAAUACAAUCCAAAAAAUGUAUACAAUUCGGAGAGUGAGAAAUUUUUAGUACAUUCUACUCUUGCUAACUCUAUGAUUUCACUCUAGCGGACUACCCUUGACCGCUGGCCUUUUAGAUGCCUUAUUUACUGAACUAUUGUUCUUUUCUGUUGCCCUAUAGAGGCGAUAUUAAGAGUAAAUUGUAUGUACAGGUAGUAUUUAUCUGUGUUUAAGAUGACCUCACAUCAACACCCUGGUUUUAAACAUCCCAGAGACCUCCAACAGCACCUUCACUUUGAUUCCCACAACCAGAGCAAAGUAAUUUUGUUCUGAAAGUAUUAUAAUGAACCCUAAAGCUCAUUACCUGUAAAAGCUGAUAGAGAAAUUGUCAGAAUUGUUCUUAUUUAUUUGAGUCAUAAGAUUUAGAUUGUGGAUGUGGAUGGCCAAAAAUUCCGGUACGCAAAAUUGUUUUCAAGGGCAACAUUCCUCAUGCAAUAUCAGGAUCAGAAAAGGGUAUUUUAAGUAU
Molecule: messenger RNA, 6777 nt
Organism: Centropristis striata (black sea bass)
Lineage: Eukaryota; Metazoa; Chordata; Actinopteri; Perciformes; Serranidae
Gene: epha4b
Product: eph receptor A4b
Exons: 19
Coding region: 36-2996 (986 amino acids)
Biological process (GO): cell surface receptor protein tyrosine kinase signaling pathway; protein phosphorylation; axon guidance
Cellular component (GO): neuron projection; plasma membrane
Molecular function (GO): ATP binding; protein binding; transmembrane-ephrin receptor activity
Source: RefSeq, a predicted model, not a curated record